AUGGCUGGGGUGCUGAAGAAGACUACAGGUCUCAUUGGACUGGCAGUAUAUGAGACCCCAUGGAAGCGGCUAAGAUUAUUAUAUUUGAAGAUUUUUGAUGCUCUUGAAUUUAUGCCCUCAAAUGCGGCCUAUAGAAAGUACACCGAACAGAUUACAAAUGAAAGGCUGAAUAUGGUAAAAGAGGAAACAGAUCUUCAAAAACUAGAGCAUAAGCUUCGGGCUGAAAAUGAAUUAUCACUGACAAGAAAAAUGUUGACAUGGAAACCCUGGGAGCCUUUAGUGGAAGAACCACCAGUCAACCAGUGGAAAUGGCCAUUAUAA
This is a messenger RNA of Vombatus ursinus (common wombat), 321 nucleotides long. Its product is annotated as NADH dehydrogenase [ubiquinone] 1 alpha subcomplex subunit 5-like. Bases 1 to 321 code for a protein of 106 amino acids. The record is from RefSeq and is a predicted model, not a curated record. Gene Ontology annotation, biological process: respiratory electron transport chain. Lineage: Eukaryota; Metazoa; Chordata; Mammalia; Diprotodontia; Vombatidae. The transcript has a single exon.